AGCUGUAUUUAGAUAGCCAAUUCAAAGUAAUGGAGAGGUCAGAAAAUAAUGGAGAGGUCAUUUCUAUUCAUUACAUGUAUAGUGUGCUACCCAAAUGACAGAAUAGUGUUCAUCACUGUUUUUAAUAGCCAAGGUCAAAGUAAUGUAGAGGUCAAAAAAUAAUGGAGAGGUCAAUUCUAUUCAAUAACAUGGAAGAAAAUUCUGUUCCUCUUCAUUUCAACAUGCAUUAUCCGAGCAGCGAUGAGGAAAUCGUUUUGACUCAACAAAAGUACAAAUCGCCAAAUCCAAGUGAAAGUGAAUAUGACACAGAUAACUUAGUAAGCGAUAUUUUGGGGCUCGAGAAAGUGCAUAGAGACGCCCAAAAAUCUGCAACAUAUGCACCACAAUGCUCAGAUAUCAGUGAUGAUGAACUCGCACAAAGUUACGAAAAAGUUGAGAAAGUCCCACAGAUUUCAGAGAGAAGAUUCAGCAUUCCAAAGUCUGAUAAAGAAAUAGAGGAACUAAAGACGAAACAAUUUGCACCUGCGACAAAAGCCAAAAUUCGAUGGGCGGUCAACACGUUCGGAGAAUGGCAGCGCUCCAGAAAUGAAACAUCCAAAACACGCUAAGAUAUUAGUCCUAUACUGGUAGACAUUGAUGACAUGAGUAAG
Saccostrea cuccullata (small rock oyster) is the source of this 650-nucleotide messenger RNA. RefSeq lists its product as uncharacterized. NCBI's taxonomy places the organism in Eukaryota, Metazoa, Mollusca, Bivalvia, Ostreida, Ostreidae. The record is from RefSeq and is a predicted model, not a curated record. The coding region runs from base 162 to 608 and encodes 148 amino acids. The transcript is spliced from 2 exons.